Messenger RNA from Clonostachys rhizophaga, 1410 nucleotides. The record is from the annotation of a GenBank genome assembly. NCBI's taxonomy places the organism in Eukaryota, Fungi, Ascomycota, Sordariomycetes, Hypocreales, Bionectriaceae.
AUGGCCCCUAUCACUCACGAGGCCGACUAUGUCGUCCUUGGAGGCGGUAGCGGAGGUUUAGGUUCUGGCCGUGCGGCGGCGAGCCGAUUUGGCCAGAAAGCAGUUAUUAUCGAGAACAAGCGCCUAGGAGGAACUUGCGUCAACGUUGGCUGUGUCCCCAAGAAGGUUUCCUGGUAUGCUGCCACCCUGGCCGAGUCCAUCCGCGAGUCCAAGGCAUACGGCUUCAACGUCGAGCACACCGCGCCCUUCGACUGGCCCACAUUUAAGAACAAGCGCGAUGCCUAUAUCAAACGCCUGAACGGCAUCUAUGAGCGCAACCUGGCAAACGACAAGGUCGAGUACGUGCACGGAACAGGCAAGCUCUUGUCCAAGAACCAGAUCGAGGUGACCCAGGAUGACGGUUCCAAGGUCCUCGUCAACGCCAAGAAGAUUCUCGUCGCUGUUGGAGGCAAGCCCCAUAUCCCACCCGAGAUCCCCGGUGCCGAGCUCGGCACCAACAGCGAUGGCUUCUUCGAGAUUGCCACGCAACCAAAGAAGGUUGCCGUCAUUGGCGCAGGCUACAUUGCCGUUGAGCUUGCUGGUGUAUUCAACGCUCUUGGAACCGAGACUCACCUCCUUAUCCGCCACGAUACCUUCCUGCGUACAUUCGACCCGAUCAUCCAGGAAGGCCUGACCAAGGAGUACGAGAGAGUGGGCGUGAAGCUGCAUAAGCGGAGCCAGGCAAGCAAGAUCGAGAAGGAUGCGAACGGCAAGCUUACGGUUACCUACAAGGACGACCAAGGAAAUGAGACUGUCCUCACCGAUGUCGACCAUCUCAUCUGGGCCAUUGGACGUGUUCCAGAGACGAAGAAUAUUGGCUUGGAGGAGGCUGGUGUCAAGCUCGACGACAAGGGCUUCGUCGUUGUGGACGAGUACCAGAACACCAGCGUGGACAACAUCUACGCCCUCGGUGAUGUUACAGGCCAGCUCGAGCUGACGCCCGUGGCCAUCGCUGCCGGUCGACGACUGUCGGAGCGCCUCUUUGGCGGUCCCGAGUUUGCCACGCGCAAGCUGGACUACACCAACGUUCCAUCAGUUGUCUUUUCCCACCCCGAGGUUGGCUCGGUUGGUCUUACCGAGCCACAGGCCAUUGAGCAGUACGGCAAGGAGAACGUCAAGGUCUACACCACCAACUUCACGGCCAUGUACUACGCAAUGAUGGAGCCGGAGCACAAGGCCCCGACUAAGUACAAGCUCGUCACCGUCGGGCCCGAGGAGAAGGUCGUCGGUCUUCACAUUCUGGGCUUGGGAAGCGGCGAGAUGCUCCAGGGUUUCGGCGUGGCCAUUAAGAUGGGCGCCACCAAGGCCGACUUUGAUAACACUGUUGCCAUCCAUCCAACCAGUGCUGAGGAGAUUGUAACCCUGAAAUAG